GGCAUAACCUCGUCCUUCUAGACAAGCCGUAUCGUAUCCAAAGCACAGAGCCGCGAGUGUAAAUCCACGCGGGACGCCGCGCGGCUACCCACCAACUCAGUUCCAGUCCAGCUUUCAGUCGCGCUUUCUGUCAGCAGGAAGCCGAGAUCGGCUCAGCGCGGUUCACUCAGACCACCGGCUUUCUUUUCAAACGCGGCGCGAACACGAAACCAUGUCUUAUUGAACAUAUUUUGGGAACAUGUGGGGUCGCGUCUUGUUAUUCUUGGUUGUCUUGGGGUACGCGGGUAGUCAAAGGCGGAACUUUUCCGGCUUUCCAUGUCCGGCGAAGUGCUAUUGCUUCAGGAGAACCGUACGAUGUAUGAAUCUGGAGUUGGAAGAGGUUCCUAGGUCCUCACAUGCCACCACCACUAUAGAUCUCCGCUUCAACAAAAUUCGAGAAAUCCAACCAGGCACAUUCAAGAACCACCGAAGCUUGAUAUCGCUGCUCCUGAACAACAAUCUGCUGACGACACUGAAAGACGGCACUUUCGACGGGCUCGCGCAUCUCCAGAAUCUCUUCCUCUACAAAAAUAGGAUCAAACAUUUGGACGCGAAUGUUUUUCGCGGACUCAAACGGUUGGAGAAGCUAUAUCUGCAUAAUAAUGAGCUGGAACACAUCGAGCCUGAGACGUUUUCUAAUUUGCCAUCGCUGGACAGACUCCACCUGUUCAACAAUCGUAUCAAGCACAUCUCGAAAGGCUCCUUCGAAAAUCUUCCAAAGCUGACGCGUCUCAGGGUGGAUCACAACGCGUUGGUAUGCGAUUGCGAAAUCGUUUGGUUCGCCAAGAUGUUGACGGAUAACACCAUCCGCGGCUCGGCCAAUUGCAAAUAUCCAUCGGAAAUGUACGGAAAAUCCAUCGUCGGAAUGGGCCCUAAGGAUUUCCAUUGCAGUUCUCUAGAGAUCGCGGAGGGACCCAGAGAUGUCCAAAUCUCGUGGGGCGGUACGGCAGUCUUCACCUGCAAAGUCAGGGAUCCCUCGGCAGCCAUAUUCUGGAUGAAAGACGAAAAAAUGUUGAAACCUGAUAACAAGAAGUACAAACUUAUGGAGAACGGCACGUUGAUGAUACAGAACACAAUCGAAACUGAUGACGGAUAUUACGAAUGUAUGGCGAAGAGUUCAGAUGAGGAAGUCAAAUCUAGACCUGCUAGGAUGAUCGUACUUGGUCAAGAAUAUAGUACGCAGGGUUAUGGAGCUCCAAGACUGGUGUCAGUCCCAUCCAGCAUUUCAGUGGCGCCGGGAGAAAGACAAGUGACGUUGCGAUGUCAAGCUCUGGGCGUUCCACAACCUGCUAUAAAAUGGGCUAAAAACGGUAUCGAACUACCGUCAAGUUACAAGCACCAUUACGAAUCUGAUGGGUCGCUUACCAUCAGAGACAUCGACGCUGGAGACUCGGGAAGUUACUUGUGCGAAGCUGUAAAUGCUAAUGGGAGGGUUUCUGCUGACGCUAAUAUCAUCAUCAAAGCUGCUCCAGUUUUCACCAUUCAACCAGACAACGCGAAUACUCAGAUAGGUGGUACCGUAAAAUUAGAAUGUGUGGCAGCUGGAACACCGCCUCCUGAAAUCACUUGGUUCAGGAAUGAAGUACCAGUUAGAAAUGGGGGUAGGAUAUACAUAGCUCCAGACGGCAACCUUCUCGAGAUACGGGACGCGAAGGAAUCCGAUUCAGGCACGUACGUUUGCGAAGCCAGGAACGAGAUGGGGAUGCGAGAAGUGAGUGCUUCGGUAACAGUGAAAAACCUGUCGUUCAAACCUGCCAAGCUUGUCUAUAAACCUUACAAUAUCGAAGCGAUCGUAGGAAGUACCAUCGAAAUGCCUUGCAAGGCUACGGGGGAUCCCAGACCCGGAAUCACAUGGCAGAAAGAUGGCGCUACUAUGCAGAGAACGGGGAGGUUCAAGAUUUCUUUGAGCGGGAAUCUUUAUAUUUAUAAGGUUGCACCUGAGGAUCAAGGCAGGUAUGAAUGCACCGCAAUAAACGAUCAUGGAAGAGACACGGCCUCUGGAUAUCUGACCAUCAAAAACCUGCAAGACCCUACAACUACAGGAACAGGCAGCAUUACGAACAGCAUUGACAGCCAAUUCAUCAAAAUCGCCUUCGCUGAAGCUUCUGAAGAAGUCGAUAGAGCUAUCAACAAAACUAUCGAUAAUAUAAUUCACAACGAGGGAACACAUAAUCCUGCUGAAUUGUUCAGAAUCAUCAGAUAUCCAGAUGCCCCGGCUAGAGAAUUGGCAAGAGCAGCUGAGGUAUACGAAAGAACUUUGGUCAAUAUAAGAAAACAAGUAGAGAAAGGUCGAAUGAUGGUCAACUCUACCAAGGAUUUUGAUUACAAAGAGGUGCUUUCUCCUGAACAUUUAGAACUUAUUGCUAGAUUAUCAGGUUGUAUGACUCACAGACUGAGCCGCAACUGUACAGACAUGUGUUUCCACUCUAAAUACCGAAGCAUCGACGGCACUUGCAACAACUUGCAGCAUCCAACGUGGGGCGCGUCCCUAACAAGCUUCAGGAGAGUGUUGAAACCCAUUUAUGAAGACGGGUUUGCUAAGCCUGUCGGUUGGGAUAAAGGUAGAAAGUAUUACGGUUAUCCAAAACCUUCGUCGAGGCUGGUAUCGACCACGUUGAUCAGUACGAAGAAGAUUUCAUAUGAUCCGGAGUCUACUCAUAUGGUGAUGCAAUGGGGUCAAUUCCUGGAUCACGACCUGGACCACGCCACGCCAUCCGUCAGUUCGGAAAGUUGGGACGGGAUCGAUUGCAAAAAGUCCUGCGAUUACGCGGCCCCCUGCUACCCGAUGGACGUGCCCCCAGGGGACCCCAGGGUGACCAACAGAAGGUGCAUCGACUUCGUCAGGUCCUCGGCCAUAUGUGGUUCAGGCAUGACGUCCGUGUUCUUUGACAGCUUGCAACCAAGAGAGCAGAUCAAUCAGUUGACGUCGUACAUUGACGCGUCGCAAGUGUACGGCUUUUCGGAGGAACUAGCUAGAGAAUUGAGGGAUUUGAAUAGCGACGGAGGAAGAUUGAAGGAAGGCGCUAUAUUUCCCGGAAGAAAACCGCUGCUACCGUAUUCCUCGUCCGCGGUGAUGGACUGUCGCCGGAACCUCUCGGAGAGCACCCUGAACUGCUUCUUGGCCGGCGACAUCCGCGCCAACGAGCAAGUGGGCCUGGUGGCGAUGCACACCGUGUGGAUGCGCGAACACAACCGUCUAGCCAAGGAACUGAAGCACCUGAACCCGCAGUGGGACGCGGACACCCUGUACUUCGAGGCUAGAAAGAUUGUCGGAGCCGCUGUCCAGCAUAUUACUUUUCAACAGUGGCUGCCGAACGUACUCGGCAAGAAGGGGAUGGAGAUGUUCGGAAAGUACGCGGGGUACAAUCCGAAUUUGAACCCGAGCAUAUCGAAUGUGUUUGCUACGGCUGCGUUGAGGUUCGGGCAUACCAUGAUCAAUCCGGUUUUGCAGAGGCUGAACUGGGACUUCACGCCGAUCAGAGAAGGCCACCUGCCUCUGUCCAAAGCCUUCUUUUCGCCGUGGCGCAUCGUCGAAGAAGGGGGCAUCGACCCGUUGCUGCGAGGUCUCUUCACGGUCGCCGCGAAGAUCAAGAAACCGACGGAAAACCUGAACACGGAACUCACAGAACACCUGUUCCAAACCGCGCACGCGGUUGCGCUGGACUUGGCUGCGAUGAAUAUCCACAGGUCCAGAGAUCAUGGCAUUCCGGGGUACAUCGAGUUCAGAAAGUUUUGCAAUAUGACGCCGGUGGACAGUUUCGAUGAUCUGAGAGGCGAAAUAACGGACGGUGAGGUUAGGAGGAAGCUGCAAGAAUUGUAUGGGCAUCCGGGGAAUAUCGACGUUUUCGUUGGUGGCAUCUUAGAAGACCAAGUGGACGGAGCAAAAAUAGGCCCGCUAUUCCGCUGUCUCCUGAUCGAGCAAUUCCAGCGACUCAGAGACGGCGAUCGUUUCUACUACGAGCACCCUUCGGUCUUCAAGCCCGAGCAACUAGUCCAAAUCAAACAGUACAGCUUUGCCAGGGUGCUGUGCGAUAACGGAGAUAACAUCACUCGCAUCAACAGGGACGUCUUCAAACUGCCGGAACUGCAAGGCGGAUUUGUCAGCUGCGAAGAAAUACCGAAGGUCGAAUUGAAGUUUUGGUCGGAGUGCUGCACCGAUUGCAGAUAUUCGGGACAGCUGAAUACGAUCAGCAGAUUGAACGCCAGAAGAAACAGAAGACAUCUAGGAGAGGGAGAAGUAUUCACAAAUGCUUCUAUCCCGCAGUAUGACGAGGUGAAAGUACUCAAAACUCGUAUCAUGGACAUGGAGAAAGACAUGGAAAAAAUGAAAAGCAAUCUGAAGAAAAUGAACAAGUUAGUGAAGGAACUUCAGAAGAAGUCUAUGAUUAUGUAAAUGUUUACAGAUUUUACCCUUUGUUUUUAUAAUACUGCCGUAACUUUAAUUUACUAACUGUCUUGCAUUUUGUACGUUUAGUUUUUAAGUUAUUCUCUCUUGUGAUUUUGUGAUAUUUAUUAUUGUAUGUUUUGUACUAAAUAUUUAGUUGCCCUGAUUAUUCAUUAAUGGAUUGUACUGGAUGUGUACUUAAAAAUAUUACCAAAUAAUCAUCAUCAUUUAAACAACUUUCAUGUUCUUAUGCAAGUAGAUGAUAUAAUAUUCCAUCUGAACACAAGAAUUUUGUGCCAUGUCUCAUUUUAUGUUCUAAACGUGUCUAAGAUUCUAAUAAAUGCUUUAAGCUGUAUCUAUAUUACAAAAUAUGUCUAUUACAAAUAAAUUUAUUAAAUACUG
Acanthoscelides obtectus is the source of this 4825-nucleotide messenger RNA. The record is from the annotation of a GenBank genome assembly. NCBI's taxonomy places the organism in Eukaryota, Metazoa, Arthropoda, Insecta, Coleoptera, Chrysomelidae.